AUGACGUACAAAAAGAUGAACACGGUCUUAGCGAUAACAUCUACGGGAGGACGAUGGAUAAUACGUACUAUAAGAGUACCGAGAAAUCCUGAAAUCUCAUGGGGAGCUCAUAACGCAAUAUCAAAUAUUUUGGUUGCCAUUCCAAAGUACUGUCAAGAUCAUUCGAUUCGCGUUGCACUCAUUAACGUUGCUAAUGAUCAGGAUACUUUUCCUCCAUCUUACAAUAAACCAACGAAGGGUGAGGAGGUGGAGGCGUAA
Molecule: messenger RNA, 258 nt
Organism: Loa loa (African eye worm)
Lineage: Eukaryota; Metazoa; Nematoda; Chromadorea; Rhabditida; Onchocercidae
Exons: 2
Coding region: 1-258 (85 amino acids)
Source: RefSeq, a predicted model, not a curated record